GGGUGUGGAAUUUCUAUGACUACUUUCGGGGCGGAUCGCCGGCGGUGCUGAUCGGUCCUAAAUUCCUGGAUCAAUGCAGUUUUUUUCUGAUUGAAGCUGUUGUCUCCACCAUUGAAGCUCUGCUUCUGGUGAUUAUGCAAAUUAGUAGUAAUGAUUGGAAGGAAGGAAGCCGCAGGAGCGGUCGGUGUCGCGGUCGCGGGGUCGGUGAUGGACGGCGACGGCGGAGCGAGGUCGGAGGAGGAAGAGGAGGCGGAGAGGCGGAUGGAGGAGGAGGUGCGGCGGGCGGUGGAGCUGGCGAAGGAGCUCCAGGACGCCGCCGCCGCGCAUGUCGCCCGCGCGUCGAGCGAGGAGCAGUCGGUGCGGCAGCGCACGCUCGCGCUCGACUCGUCCAUCCGCCGCCUCCGGGCCGCCGUCGGUGCUCACGCGAGCGGCGGGCUGCUGGAUUCGAAGCUCGCGGAGAGGCUCGAGGAGGAGCUGCAGAGGGCCAGGUGCAUCGUGGCCGACGGAGACGCGUCGUCGUUUCUUCCGUCGAAAGCUCAAGGCGGCUUCGUGAGGAUGUUUCUGGGUCCGAUUAACGUGCGUGCCUUGAGGAAAGAGGUGCAGCUGAAAGUCAAGGAAGAGUAUAACAGUUACAGAGAUAGAACCGCUCUCCUCUUUCUCAUUUUCCCAUCUGCACUUCUGGUGUUAAGAUCUUGGCUGUGGGAUGGAUGUUUUCCGACAUUUCCUGUUCAGCUGUACCAGGCAUGGCUAUUAUUCCUCUACACUGGUUUGGCAUUGAGAGAAAACAUACUAAGCAUCAAUGGAAGUGAUAUUAGGCCAUGGUGGAUAUACCAUCACUACUGUGCAAUGAUUAUGGCCCUCGUCAGCCUAACAUGGGAGAUCAAAGGACAACCAAACUGUGCUCAAAAGCAGAGAGGUGUACAACUUUUCCUUCAAUGGGCUAUAAUGCAAGGAGUUGCGAUGCUUCUACAGAAUAGAUAUCAACGUCAGAGACUUUACACUCGCAUUGCACUGGGCAAGGCUAAGAGAAUGGAUGUUGUCUGGGGAGAAACUGCAGGUGUGGAUGGCCAAUUAUGGCUUCUUUGCCCUAUACUUUUCAUUAUGCAGGGUUUUGAGGCCUAUGUGGGGUUCCUGCUGCUCCAAACUGCAUUAGUUGGGGUAGUUUCUGAAUGGCAGGUGAUAUUCUGUGGGAUCCUGUUGGUUCUGAUGGCCGUUGGGAACUUUGCAAAUACCAUACAGACUCUGAUGGCUAAGUCGAGGUUUAAGGCAAAGAUGAAGAGAACAAAGAGCAAGCAGGAACUAGAUUAAGCAUCUUGAACUAGUAUGUUGAUCUUUACGUAGCUCCUGAUUGUGUUUUAGUAAUCUUUUCCCCCUCAUGUAUUCUGAUAUUAUCUGAAUCGUCCUCCAAAUAACACCAGAGGCGUCAUUCCGUUGAUCAUGGAAAUUUUCUUUUGACCAAA
Molecule: messenger RNA, 1460 nt
Organism: Syzygium oleosum
Lineage: Eukaryota; Viridiplantae; Streptophyta; Magnoliopsida; Myrtales; Myrtaceae
Exons: 10
Coding region: 151-1308 (385 amino acids)
Cellular component (GO): membrane
Source: RefSeq, a predicted model, not a curated record